CUCGUCAAAACAAAGCGGCGGAGCUUCAUGAAUGAAGUGUCGCUCCGCAGCUUCACGUGCUGCACACUGAUGCCCCGCGUGGGUGCGCCGGCUGGCGGCCGAUGAGCACCGGACGGUAAAUACCUCGAUCCGUACUGAACGAGUGUUCGAUCCCCGCGGGAGCGCAGGAACGAUGCUUGAUGGACUCCGACGGAGGCGGACCUCUCGGCCCUCUCCACGCCCUCUGUCACUCAACUUCACCACCUUCUCAGCCCCUCCCCCAAGCCCAGACAUGGACAGUGGCGCCGAGCAUCCAAUCAGGAGGACUCUGCACAGGCUGAAACUGAUGAGCUCCCCCAGCCUCAGUGAGCUGGGGAAGAGUGAGAAAGGUUCACCAGAGGACCGGGGGGAGAAGCAGAAGAGAGCAGGCGCUAAUGCCACCUGGAAUAGCAUCCACAAUGCUGUUAUUGCCGUCUUCCAGAAGAAGGGUUUGCCAGAUAAUGAACUCUACAUCCUCAAUGAAGGCGUCCGGCAUCUUUUGAAGACUGAGCUGGGGUCUUUCUUCACAGAAUACCUUCAGAACCAGCUGUUGACCAAAGGAAUGGUCAUACUACGAGACAAAAUAAGGUUCUAUGAAGGUCAGAAGUUACUUGAUUCACUGGCAGAGACCUGGGACUACUUCUUCUGUGAUGUUCUGUCUAUGCUACAGGCCAUCUUCUAUCCAGUUCAGGGUAAGGAGCCCUCUGUUCGCCAGCUCGCCCUGCUUCAUUUCAGGAAUACUAUCGUCCUGAGUGUAAAGUUAGACGACGCCCUGUCUCGACCACGGGCCCGUGUGCCCCCAUCUGUUACACAAAUGCUGCUCAUUCUGCAGGGGGUCCACGAGCCUCGCGGUGUGAAUGAGGAGUACCUUCGGUUGGAGUCCCUGGUUCAGAAGGUGGUCACCCCUUACUUGGGUACCCACGGGCUUUACUCUGGAGAUGGUACUGAUGCCAAUUGUUGUAUUCUGGAUAAGCGCUUACAGUGGUGUUGGCCCAAACCUUCAGAUCAGCCCUCAAAAAACCCGGUAGUUCGAUCUAAAAGCUACAACAUCCCACUGCUGCUGACCCCAGUGGCUGAAUAUGACCCGGAUGCAAGUUUGCUUAACAGUGGAGGAAUUCGACGCCACUCCGCCUGUGAGAUCAUAUCAUGUCUGGAGGAACAGGGUCUAGCGUACGCUGACUUGGCCUCAGGGUCUGAAUUGUCCAAUUCAUCCAACAGGCUGUGUGUGGGCUCCCAUUUUAAAGGUAUUGUACAAGCAGGACCCAGUGCCAUGGACUUACCUCUUUCAUCACCAUCCAUCCUUCAUUCCUCAGGAGCCCUACACGGAACUGAGGCCACAACAACAAUGACUGACCUAAGUAAAGGCAUAUCUUCCACACCACCCAGUGAAUCUUCCAGCCCUGAAACCAUAAUUGGACAAAUUGUAGACUCUGUGGACUCAGAUUCUGAUGGGAUAUUUAUUGAUUUCCCACCCCGCUCAUCAGAAGCAAUGGGGUACAGCCUUGAGAGCAGGCAGAGCACUGUGUAGCUGUGGUUGCCUUUGGCGACACGGCCCCCAAUGCAUACUGUGAUAUUCUUCCUCAAA
Molecule: messenger RNA, 1603 nt
Organism: Thalassophryne amazonica
Lineage: Eukaryota; Metazoa; Chordata; Actinopteri; Batrachoidiformes; Batrachoididae
Gene: prr5a
Product: proline rich 5a (renal)
Exons: 11
Coding region: 173-1546 (457 amino acids)
Biological process (GO): TORC2 signaling
Cellular component (GO): TORC2 complex
Source: RefSeq, a predicted model, not a curated record